GCGCCCUGACUCUCGACGCAGUCUGAACGCAGCCAUUCAUAGGUAACACCGAUUGGCUGGCUUGGUUUUGCACGGCUGAUUUCAGUGUCCUAGUCACACGCGAUUGUUAUCUAACUGGUCGCUAGUCGUCCCUCUAUACGCCUUACCUUUGAACCAAAAGGAUUUGCUUUUAAACGAGGAACAGUUUGGCUUCCAGUAGCAGCGAUGAGAAUUCUAAGUGCCGUCUUGGUUCUGGCGUUAGCCGCCACUUUCGUAGUCUCGCAAGAUGGUAAGAAAAUAUGUUUACUAAAUAUGCUUUGACUUUUUCGUGAUAUACAUAAUAUUCUUCAUUAUUGUGCUAAUGCAUUUAUAUUUAUAUUCAUAUUUUGCUCAGCGUAAACAAUCGUGCUAUAGUUAUUCAUGUAUGCUAGGCGCGAUAACUUUUGCGCGCAUUGUUCUUGAGCGCACCGUGAAUUGAUUUAUUGAAAUGCAAAAAUGCGCUUUAAUGUGUGCUGUGCUAUGAAUUUUCGCUGUUGCAUAUUAUAGCGCCCGUUCUUGAAAAAUUUGUGUGCUGAGAAUGUGUGAGUAUGUGCGCAUAUAUCGGCGGGUAUAUCGUAUUAUAUAUUCAUUAUAUGUAAUGUAAUGGGAUAUUUAAAGUUUACACGUUAUUACACGAGACAUAUUAACAUAGUUUUACUGUAUAAUAUAUUGCAAUCAUACUCUUUAUAUUUUCUUUGUUCUUUGUGAAAUCGAGAUACAAUAAUUGAUACAUUAUAUAAAUUGCGUGCCUGUUUGUGGCACCGUAAGUUUGCGCAAACCCAUAUCCUUUACUCAUGAAUGCGUCCUUGUUGCGAUAUUGCGGACGUGUCCUUUCACCGGUCGUAAGUGAAGUUGCUUCGAAAUGUUUGAAUUAUGUACUGCGUAAUACUCGCAAUAAUGCAUAUUCACUUUACAGACACUGUUCAUUCAUUAAAUUAGGUUAAAAGCUUAUUGAACACUGCUAUGUUCUUAAUAUUUUAAUUAUUAUAGUUGUGUCUCCCCAUACUGUUUAUAGUUCCGAUACCGGCAUUAUAUGCUUUGGUAUAUAAUUCCGAUAUCGCAUUAUUGGCCCACUUUAGAGUCAUUUUAAUUAAACAGUGGGCGAAAAUAUUUCUGUUAUUAAAACAUAGACUGUACUAAAAAAUAUAAAUUUUCCCUAAUUAAAAAUAAAAAUAACUUUGUGGGUGUUAAUAAAAAUUACAUAUCCAGAUAUCCUACAGACUACUCACAGAGGAUAUUAAAUAUUUGAGUAUGACAGAAAAAGCCAUACUUUAUUAUAGAGGCUGUCCCAAAAAAUGUAACAGCUGGGUUUCAGAUUUUUGUACAUGCAGAUAAUUAGCAACUUCGUUUAAGUUUCAGGUAGAUGUGAUUAUUCAAAUUGACUCGACAGAAUUUUUUCAAAUAGUCGAUAUAUAAUCAGCGUGACAAGACUGUCUCAAAAGCAGCGAAAUGCGCAAUACUUUAUUCAUAGAAGAUUAAAAAGUCAUACAUGAAACUAUUUUUCAUGUUAUUAGUACGAGGUUUUGGUAAACAAAGACCAGUUGAAAUGUCCCGAAGGUGAUAGUUUGUUUUCACAUUUAUAUGAAAAUAGAUUUGUGAAAAUUCAAUCGAAAAUUCAAUCCAAGAGAUUAAGAUUAUAUUAAAAUUGAUAUAGCAGAACCAAUGGCAAUGUUAUGGUUGUUUUUAAAAGUAAGGGACAGUCAAACAUUUUCAUACUUAACACAACUGAUGCAUGAUUUCAUUGGUACUUUGCCUGAACGGUAAACCAGACAACAAUUCAGAGUUCAAUAUAAUUCUGAAAACUUGGUCGACAAUAUGUGUUUUGUUAGGUCGUUUCAAUGGUCGUUUCAGAUAAAACGCUUGGUCGCAACGCGCUAACCAAACGGAUAUGAUCGGACACUAUCAAGAGAAAAGAACUGACAGUACUUUGCAUUAUGAUAAUUAUAUUCACUCAAUAUAACAAUUCAUUUGUAAAUUUACCUCAACUAUAUCACGAAGUUGGAGGGAAAUUCAAUGGACAAAUCAUAAUUUAUAUAGUAUGCUCUAACCAAUACUCAAUAGAUUAUUAAGAGAUCGCGUUUUGCUUUUGCAAGAAUGAGGGGAGAAAUUAUUCAAAUUAAUGUGGCAAAAUGAUUGGUCAUAAUGUUGGUGAGCCCAGGAUUAAUUUUUUUAUUAAAAUUAAGAAACGUUCCUCAAAUGGCAGACACUAAACCCUUACAAAUGUGAUUGGAGAUAUCAGAGUUAUAACCAGAGACAUUUCCGGAUUUAUUGAAGCGUGGCGUGAAUUGAGAGUCUUGCGUGCGUUUUGUAGCAUGAUGUAGCAGAGUGUAACAUGACCUAUAGAGCGUAGACUAACGAAAUUCAAUACUUCUACAAAGCAUACAGAAGUGUACCAAAAACGCUGCUGCUGCAUACGAAUACACAUAAAAUAAAAUUGCAUUCAAAUAUAAACAACAGCGACCGUUUGUGAUAUAAAAAGCAAAAUUCCAAAUAUGUGUGGGCAUGAUUAUUUUGCGCGCAUGUAUAUCAAAAAUAAAGAUUCUCUGACUUACACUUAUAAUCUUAAUAGGAAAAUUAUGAUAAAAAUAUAUAUUUUUAUUGAUCAUUAAAUAUGAAGGCUUAUCUUACAGACUUGCACAUAUUUUUAUAGCCACCGUGUAUCAGUAUAGCCACUACUAUGGGUGCUGGACCACAGAAACAUUUUUUGCAUAUUUGCGCUUAAUUGCGGUGCAUAUAGCAAUGCAUUGGUUUUACUCCUAAAAGGGCAUAAUUUUUUCCUAAAUUCUAUUCCGAACAUUGCUCUUGCAAUAGCACAGUGAAUAUGAUGUAUAUACCGACAUAAAGUUGACUAUGAUUAGUAGAUGUUUAAUUACCAAGGAAAAUUGUUAACACAGCGAGCGGGCAUUGAUGAAUUGCAGAAGAAUUUUUUUUUAACUGUGUUUGCUAUUUACUCUUCAUUGCUUUAUGCAUGUAUAGAUCUAAUUGCAAUACGUCACAUUCUGUAAUACGCAAUACGCACAUUCUGUAGUAUAUUUGCAAUACGCACAUUAUGUACCACUAUUUAUACUAGUGAUCUAGUAUACAACAGAAUUGAAGUUAGCUUCUUGAACAUAUGUACCCCCUAUGUAGGUUUCUAUGAAAUAAACUCGAACGGUGUGCUACCGUAGGUAUAGUGACAAUAUAAACAGCAGAAAGCUGCGGAUUGAGAGGGAUUAAACUACCUGAAAAAUACAAGCAAACUUCGUCGGGAAGUUACGGUAGACGAAGGUCCUUCGCUCGAAACGUCGAAGUUUUGCCUGUAUAUUUUUCAGGUAGUUGAACCCUCUCAAUCCGCAGCUUUCAGAUUUCUCAUGAAGUUCAAUAUAUUAAGGCUUACUUACGUGCGUGUAAAUGAAUGAGACAAAUUUUUCUACAACUUGCAAUGCAAAUCCUCUCGCAACGCACAGCUGUGUAUAGCUGGCGGUUAUACAGUAAAACUAAGGGAUUGGGAAUUUGUGGUACGGGCAGGAAUUAGUUUGGGAGGCGAGUCCAUGGAUGACAACGCACUCUAAAACACUCUGGUUAAAAAUUCCUAGAAAUAACACUAUUUGGAUUAACUUAAUAUUCCUGGUUAGAUUUCCUGGAUCUCACUUCCUACCAUAGUCUGGUUACAAUGCAACUACCAGGAAUCUGGUUAUACUGAUUUUAACCAGGGUGUACUUGUUAAAAUAAUGUGUACUGUACCCAGGGGCAAGUAUUUCAAAGCUGGAUAAGCACUAAGCCUGGGUUAAAAAGGAACCUGCUGUUUUGGUUUAGUGUAUUUCUGCAUGUCUGUAUAUUUCGAAACUGUAGAGAAUGAAAACUUCUGUUGAUCCAGAAAAGAUUUUUUGAAAAAUAUUUAUAAAAUGGAAAAAUAUUUAUUAUUUGAAAAAAGAAAUUAUAAGUUUGUAAAACCGUUGUUGGAAAGUUGUGAAGUUCUUUCUUGAACCAGGAUUAAGCUAACCGGCUUUCGAACAACCAGCUCCAGUAAACUGUACUGUACUGUACUGUACUGUACUGUACUGUACUGUCAAGUGUUGUAUUAUAAUAAUUAUCAUUUUGUAUCUUAUAAUUUAUUUUUUUCUUUUAAGCAAAGGGAAAUAAAGGAGCCAAAGGUGUACCGGUAUGCCAUUAUUAAUAUUACCUACCAUGCAGUAAUAAGACAAUUAAACUCACAACAUUGUAUAAAUCUAUAUGUGUACAUGAAAUGUGCUUUUUUUGUAUUUUUUUAAUUUGUUUUUAAUCAUGCAUCUUUGUUUCAUUUAGGGACCUGGCGGUUUCCCAGGAUCUUCAGGACCACCAGGGGGACAAGGGGGUCGGGUGAGUGGUUAAUCUGAUGCUUUCACUGUCUUGUGUGGUUGGUUACUCUGAGUUUUUAGACCACAUGCAAGCAUCCCAAGCUCACAUGUGGUUGAGGUAUAUUUGUAUU
Molecule: messenger RNA, 4465 nt
Organism: Paramuricea clavata
Lineage: Eukaryota; Metazoa; Cnidaria; Anthozoa; Malacalcyonacea; Plexauridae
Source: the annotation of a GenBank genome assembly